Messenger RNA from Gaeumannomyces tritici R3-111a-1, 4694 nucleotides. RefSeq names its product eukaryotic translation initiation factor 3 135 kDa subunit. NCBI's taxonomy places the organism in Eukaryota, Fungi, Ascomycota, Sordariomycetes, Magnaporthales, Magnaporthaceae. The record is from RefSeq and is a predicted model, not a curated record. Gene Ontology annotation, biological process: intracellular distribution of mitochondria. Gene Ontology annotation, molecular function: protein binding; mRNA binding. Bases 535 to 4359 code for a protein of 1274 amino acids. Gene Ontology annotation, cellular component: cytoplasm. The transcript is spliced from 3 exons.
CGAAUACCUGUAUUGUAGAUUGCCAUUGCUGUGCUAGAUUGAAGUUAAUGACGACAAGUGCAGCGGCUCUCCCCAACACGCGCUGUUAGCAAUGCGCCGCAAGAAGACGGGCGCUGCGGUUUGGCGGCGGGUAUUUCCGGCAAUCGACCCCUGCACGACACGCAUUUUCGACCUUCCCGCGCGCCCGGACAGGCCUCUGGUUUGCUGAAGCACCUAUUCAGAUGAGCUAAGAAAAAUUUCAUGACUACGAAACUUUUACACUGGGUCUGAUCAUUUUUUUUCCUGCCUCCCCCGUCCAUUCAUAUUGGAGCUAUACACACCGACGGAGGCUGCAUUUUUGUUUCUCUGCUCCUUUCAGCUGCAGUCCCUUCCUUUUUUCCUGUGUAAUACAUAGACGAAAAUAUUUGGUUGGCCUUUUGCCUGGGCCGGAAAAGCACCCCUUGCUUCUAGCCCACGUCAUAGCCUCCCCUCCUCCCACAUGGUCGAGGCAUUCCACUGCCCCUCGUGGACUUUUUAACUUCUCCCACCUCUACAAUGGCUGAGACCAAGAACGACGACGCCGCCAACCAAGUUGCCGAUCCGGCGCCGGUGGCCAAUGCCCCGCCCGCAGAGGACAAUGGCGAGAUCGCCCCGGAGGACGCCGUCCUCUCGCUCUCGAUAGUCCUCCCCCGGUCAGCCGAGAAGAUUCAGAUUGCCGUGUCUCCUCAUGAGCAGGUCCACGAAGUGCGCCAGUCCAUCAUCGAGAUGCCCACCGCCCUGCAGUACUCGUGCUUUCACCUGGAACACAAGGGCGAGCGCGUCAACGACUUUGCCACAAUAUCUGAGAUCACCGACAUCGCCGACGGCUCCGAGAUCCAGCUGGUUGAGGACCCUUAUACCGAGAAGGAGGCCCGUAUCCAUUUGAUCCGUGUCCGAGAGCUGAUCGGCGCCGCCGGAGAUCGCACCGAUGCCGUCCAGGGCAUCCUCCCCGGACUCUCUGUCUACGACACCGUGGCCGCCGAGGCCAGUGACGCAACAGAGGUGGUCGAGUACGAGUUCCAGAAGCCCGUUGACCUCGCCGCCUUCCUGCCGCGAGAGACAGGCCCUCAGCCCAAGACGGUCAAGGCAAUAUCCGUUUCGCCCUGGAACCCCCCACCAGCCCAUCUCAGGCAGAAGGGCCACCUCCUGUACCUGAUCGUCACGACCAACGAGGGCGAGCAGUUCCAGAUCACGGCCCACGUUGGUGGCUUCUUUGUCAACAAGUCUUCCAACAGCAAGUUCGAUCCGACGCCAAAGGUUGGCAACAAGGGCUAUUCGGCGCACUCCCUCCUGACCCUGAUCGAGCAGCUAUCGCCCUCAUUCGCACAGUCCUUCCUUGAACUUCAGGAGUUCAACAACCGCCGGGAACCCCUCUCAACCUUCCAGAUCACCAACGCAAUCCCUGCCGCCCCCUGGCUGGUCCCUUCGGCCAGCUCGCCUACCUGCUCCCACAUUUCCGACAUCACGAGGACACAGGAGUCUUUUCUGAUCGGCGGUGUUGAGAACACCGACACUCUGAGGGACUGGAACGAGGAGUUCCAGUCGGCCAAGGAGCUGCCCAAGGAGAAUGUCCAGGAUCGUGUCUUCAGGGAGCGUCUCAUCUCGAAGCUUUUUGCCGACUACAACGAUGCCGCUGCUCGCGGAGCUGUCCUUGUUGCUCGCGGCGAGGUUGCGCCUCUGAACCCCACCGAGGGACGAGAUGCCCAGAUUUUCGUUUACAACAACGUCUUCUUCUCUUUUGGUGCUGACGGUGUUGGCACCUUCACUUCGGAGGGCGGUGAUGAGGCAGCACGUGUUGCCACUGCCAAGGACGUGGGAGGAGUCAAACUUGUCAACCAGCUAGAUAUCGACGGUCUUUACACACCCGGCACUGUGGUUGUCGACUACCUCGGUAAGCGGAUUGUUGGUCAGAGUAUUGUGCCUGGAAUCUUCAAGCAGAGGGAGCCUGGCGAGAACCAGAUCGACUAUGGCGGCGUCGAGGGCAAGGACAUUGUCGCGGCCGACGAGCGCUUUGUCCCGCAGUUCCAGAAGCUGUCCAAGGCGCUCAAGGUCAAGCCCCAUGCCGUCUGGGACAAGGAGGGCAAGCGUUUCGACCUUGAGGGCAGCGUGGAGACCAAGGGGCUUGUGGGUACGGAUGGCCGCAAGUACGUUCUGGACCUGUACCGCAUCACGCCCUUGGAUAUCGAGUGGCAAGAGGAGGUUGAGGCGGACUCGGACAACAAGUAUCCCCACCGUAUGACGGUGCUGCGAUCAGAGCUCGUGGACCAGUUUGCGCGCCAGAAGAUGCGGGAAUGGGUCACCGCCGAGGUUGCCAAGCGCGGACAGGCGAAGAAGGAGAAGGCCGAGGUAAAGGCCGAGGGGGAGGAGAAGGAGAAGGAGGAGGGAGAGCCUACCGAAGAGGGUGAGAAAAAAGAGGGAGAGACCGCCCAGGAUGGCGAGAAGAAGGAGGGAGAGUCCACCGAAGAGGGCGAGAAGAAAGAGGAGGCGACCAGCGAUCGGAUCGACGUGUCGGACUUCAACUUCACGCUGAACCCUGAUGUCUUCAGUGGCCAGGUGCCGCAGACGGACGAGGAGAAGGAGGCCAUGGCUGCGGACGAGAAGGACGUGCGCGACGCAUGCGCGUAUCUGCGGGCAACCGCGAUCCCAGACCUCCUGAACGACCUCAAGGAGUCCGAGAUCAGCUUCCCCAUGGACGGGCGGUCCCUCAGCCGUCUGCUGCACAAGCGCGGCAUCAACCUGAGGUACCUCGGAAAGGUUGCCUCGCUCAGCGAAGAGUCCCGCCUGCAGUGCUUGCGCGACGUGUGCGCGCGUGAGAUGGUUGUGAGGGGAUUCAAGCAUGUCGCGGCGAAAUACCUGCGCUACCUGCCCCUUCCGCUCACCUCGUCCUGCAUUUCGCACCUCUUGAACUGCCUCCUGGGUUUCGAGCUCAACGCGAAGCCGACGGCCGACAUUGACUCAUCCUUCAGGACACUUUACGAUGAUGCUGAUCUGGCAUUCGAGAACGUGACCCCCGAGAUGCUGAGGGAGUCGAUUCAGGAGGAGGUCAAGCAACGUUUCAGGUAUACGCUCCCGGUGGACUGGCCCGUGCAUAUCCGCCAUCUCCAGGUGCUGCGCGAGGUCUGCCUGAAGCUGGGAAUCCAGAUGCAACACAAGAACUACGCCUUCGCUCCUGAGUCCAGCGAGACGAACGGGGCUCCCGCAAACGGACAGGCGCCCACAGAGGAGAAGACGGCGGAGAAGAAGAAGAAAAAGAACAAGAAGGCGCGCGAUGGGUCUCCUUCGUCCAUCAGCUCGGCCGGCGUGCCUCACACCUUCACACCUGACGAUGUUGUUAAUGUGGUGCCGAUAGUCAAGGACUCGGCUCCCCGCAGCGUCCUUGCUGAGGAGGCGCUAGAGGCAGGGAGAAUCUCCAUCCUCCAGGGCCAGAAGAAGAUUGGGCAAGAGCUCUUGCUCGAGUCUCUGUCGCUGCACGAGCAGAUCUACGGCAUCCUGCACCCCGAGGUGGCGAGAGUGUACCAUACCCUGGCCAUGCUCUACUACCAGCUGGAGGAGAAGGAGGCGGCGGUGGAGCUGGCGCGCAAGGCGGUGAUUGUGGCGGAGCGCACCAUCGGGAUCGACUCGCAGGAGACGCUGCUGGACUACCUGAACCUCAGCCUGUUCCUGUACCAGCUGGGCGAGAGCAAGCAAGCGCUUGAGUUUGCCAAGCACGCGCUUAACAUGUGGAAGGUCAUCUACGGACCGGACCACCCGGACACCAUCACGACCAUCAAUAACGCGGCUGUCAUGCUGCAGCAGCUCAAGGCUUACCACGAGUCGCGACGAUGGUUCGAGGAGGCGCUGCGGAUCUGCGAGGUGGUGUUCGGGCGGCAGUCGGUCAACAGCGCGACGCUGCUAUUCCAGCUCGCCCAGGCGCUAGCCCUGGACCAGGACGCCAAGGCCGCCGUGGUCAGGAUGCGCGAGAGCUACAGCAUCUUCCUGGCCGAGCUGGGCCCCGAGGACAAGAACACCAAGGAGGCCGAGGGCUGGCUCGAGCAGCUCACGACCAACGCUGUCAGCCUGGCCAAGCACGCCAAGGAUGUUGAGGCGCGCCGGCUGCGUGCCGGAAUCCGCUUCACUCCCCGCACGGGGGCCCUGGGCUCGACGGCGGCGGGGGCGGCCAAGACGGUGACGUCGGAGGUUGGGCGGCCGGCGUCCAUCGACUCGCGCAGCAUCGACGAGCUGCUCAAGUUCAUCGAGGGCGGCGAGAAGCAGAAGAAGCCGUCGAGCGGCGGGACCAAGAAGCGGACAGGCCGAGCCAACCCCAAGCGGAGGGGCGGCGACCCUGUGAGCACCAAAGCCUAAGCGAGGCUGGAAUGGAAGGCAGUCUGCCGUCUGCCUACCUUGCAAAUAAGCGGCUGUGACGGAAGGGCAGGAACGAACGGGAUGAGAAACGGAAAGGAAAAGAGGAAAAAAAGGAAUCAAAAGGGAUGGAUGGUGGUGGUUGGUUGGUCUGUUUGUUGCAUAUCUCAUGUGUCUCAUGUGUCUCUCAUUCAGUGGGCGUUCCUUGCGGCUCUUCUCCCCUCUUCUCUGUUUCUAUCUACUAGGGCAUUUACCUCCCCAUUCACGCGACACAUGACGGUAUAUACGCCUUUUUGUUUUGGUAUUCUCAUGCUGCUUGAGUGGUAUGAAAUGCUGCG